AAUGUCAUGUGAACGUAUCUUACAUAUUGACAUGUUUGUGAUGAGGUGUGAAUCGUGAAAUCCCCGUUUAGAUAGAUUUUCUCAAAAAACAUUUAAUAUCGGUUUUUGUGAUGUUAUAUCUGUGUUGUUUUAUGUUCAAAAAAUCUUUACGAAAACAAUACUACAGUGCCUCUGGAUUAAAUAAAUGACUACGAAACUACGCAAAUAAGUCGAUUCCUUUUGGAACGAAUGGAGUGAUUUCCAUAAUUAAAUAAUGAUGCAAACCAAUCUUAAAACUAAAGAAAUGUUUAUAGUCAGAGCCUUAGAGAAAAUACUAGCAGAUAAGGAUAUCAAAAGGUCUCAUCACAGCCAACUGAAAAAAUCUUGUGAAGUAGCACUUGAGGAAAUAAAAGCUGAAUUGAAAAAUGGAGGUCAAAUAGAAUCGGCUGAUAAUCCAACAUCGGGAACUCUUCCCUUGCCUAAAAAUGAUGCAUCUAACAUCAUCACAGCUGAAAAGUAUUUCCUUCCAUUUGAAUUGGCAUGUAAGAGCAAAGCAGCCAGGAUAGUUGUUACAGCUCUAGACUGUUUGCAAAAACUCAUUGCUUAUGGCCACCUUACAGGAAACAUUCCAGAUUCAACGACACCUAGAAAGCUUUUGAUUGACAGAAUAGUUGAGACAAUAUGCAGUUGUUUCACCGGUCCACAAACAGAUGAGGGAGUCCAACUCCAAAUUAUUAAAGCACUUCUCACUGUUAUUACAAGUCAACAUGUUGAAGUUCAUGAAGCAACAGUAUUGCUUGCAGUUAGAACUUGCUACAAUAUCUACCUUGCAAGCAAAAAUCUUAUUAAUCAAACAACUGCAAGAGCAACACUGACUCAAAUGCUCAAUGUAAUAUUCACUAAAAUGGAAAAUCAAGCAUUGGAGUCUGAAAGUAGUCCAAGUGAAAUCAUACAUAAGGUACCUAAUGGUAAUAUAGUCGGUGAAGAGGCUCAUGUUGACCAAACAAUUGAAAAAAAUAAAGUAACUUCUGUGCUAGAAAAUGCAGAUAAUGGAGAUGAAAUUAUUGAGGCUAAGAUAAUUGCAAAAGAAAUAGUGGAUUCUGUAAUAGAUAAUGCAAUAAAUAUAGCUUCAAAGAAAAAUGCUACUGAUCUAUCCAACAAUAUUCCAGAAAAUAAUGAAAAUCCUUCUGAUUCUCAAGAUAGUGGCAGUGUCUCACAAGAAAGUAAUGGUCAACCUGGUAAUGAAUCGGCUAUGACCAGAAUACCUUCCCAAGAAAGUGUAGAUGUUGCUUCUGAGAAUGAUAAUUCUGUUACAGCUAAGUUUACCCAUAUUCUUCAAAAAGAUGCUUUCUUAGUAUUUAGGGCACUCUGUAAGUUAUCAAUGAAACCUCUUCCUGAAGGAACACCAGAUCCUAAAUCUCAUGAACUUAGAUCAAAAAUCCUAUCAUUGCAUUUACUUUUGUCUAUAUUACAAAAUGCUGGCCCUGUUUUCAGAAACAAUGAGAUGUUCAUAACAGCUAUCAAGCAAUAUCUUUGUGUAGCAUUAUCAAAAAAUGGGGUCAGCUCUGUACCUGAAGUCUUUGAACUUUCCCUGGCUAUUUUUCUAGCUCUUUUGCAAAAAUUCAAAGUUCAUCUAAAAAAACAGAUUGAAGUAUUUUUUAAAGAGAUUUUCAUGAACAUUUUAGAGACCUCCAGUUCAUCGUUUGAACAUAAAUGGAUGGUGAUUCAGGCUUUGACUCGAAUUUGUGGUGAUGCUCAGAGUGUAGUAGAUAUAUAUGUAAACUAUGAUUGUGAUUUAUCUGCUGCAAAUCUUUUCCAAAGAUUGGUAAAUGAUGUUUCAAAAAUUGCACAAGGAAGACAAGCUCUCGAAUUGGGUGCCACACCAAAUCAAGAAAAGUCUAUGCGCAUUCGUGGCCUUGAAUGUUUAGUUUCCAUUCUGAAAUGUAUGGUGGAAUGGAGUAAAGAACUUUACAUAAAUCCAAACUUACAAACCACUUUAGGGGAAAGAAUCACGAAAGAAGAUAAUGAUCAUCAUAGUAUGAAAUCUCAUGGUGGGUCAAGUCUAAGUCUUGUUUCAACAGGAUCCAGUAAUAUAGGUAAUAGAGAAACUUUGGACUCACCUGAGCAAUUUGAAGUUUUGAAACAACAAAAAGAAGUAUGGGAGACUGGAAUAGAACUUUUUAACAGGAAACCCAAAAAAGGUGUUGCUUUCUUACAAGAACAAAGCUUAUUAGGAAGUUCCACAAAAGAGAUAGCAGAGUGGUUAUUAACAGAUGAAAGACUGGAUAAAACUUUUAUUGGUGAGUAUUUAGGAGAAAAUGAUGAUCAUUCCAAAGAAGUUAUGUAUGCUUAUAUAGAUGCAAUGAAUUUUGCCGAUAUGGACAUUGUUGCUGCUUUACGUUAUUUCCUAGAAGGAUUCCGUUUACCUGGCGAAGCACAAAAAAUUGACAGAUUGAUGGAAAAAUUUGCGGCCAGAUACUGUGAAUGUAAUCCAACCAAUGCAUUAUUUACUAGUGCUGAUACUGUUUAUGUGUUAGCAUUUUCCAUUAUAAUGUUAACAACAGAUCUUCACUCUCCACAAGUCAAAAAUAAAAUGACUAAAGAACAAUAUAUAAAGUUGAACAGUGGCAUAAGUGACAACAAUGAUUUGCCACGUGAAUAUUUAUCUCAGAUAUAUGACGAAAUUGCUGGCCAUGAGAUCAAAAUGAAAAACACCUCUAAACCUGGAAAGCACAUGAUUGUGAAUGAGAAAAAACGCAAACUGGUUUGGAAUAUGGAAAUGGAACAAAUAUCCACAGCAGCUAAAAAUUUAAUGGAAUCUGUUUCCCACGUGCAAACUCCUUUCACUACUGCUAAACAUGUCGAACAUGUACGGCCAAUGUUUAAAAUGGCCUGGACGCCUUUCCUUGCAGCAUUUUCAGUAGGCUUACAAGAUUGCGAUGACCCUGAAAUAGCAUCUUUAUGUUUGGACGGUAUUAGAUGUGCAAUCAGAAUAGCUUGCAUAUUUCACAUGUCUCUUGAAAGAGAUGCUUACGUUCAAGCUUUAGCUCGAUUCACACUUCUAACGGCAAAUUCGCCAAUAACAGAAAUGAAAGCUAAAAAUAUUGAUACAAUAAAGACACUUAUAACAGUAGCCCAUACUGAUGGCAACUAUUUGGGCUCCAGUUGGUUAGAUGUAGUUAAAUGCAUCUCUCAAUUGGAAUUAGCUCAACUCAUUGGAACGGGAGUUCGACCACAGUUUUUGUCUGGAUCAGGAAUCAAACCACAACCAGAUUCAUUAAAGUUUAGCCUUAUGGCUUUAGAUCCUAGUGUAAAAGAACAUAUUGGUGAAACGAGCUCUCAAAGUGUCGUUGUAGCUGUUGAUAGAAUAUUUACCGGUUCUACGAGGCUCGACGGUGACGCGAUUGUAGAUUUCGUUAAAGCACUUUGUCAAGUAUCACUUGAUGAGUUGAGCCAUCCUUCCAAUCCACGAAUUUUUUCACUACAAAAGAUCGUCGAAAUUUCUUACUACAAUAUGGGACGUAUUAGGUUGCAGUGGUCACGAAUAUGGCAGGUACUUGGUGAUCAUUUUAAUAAAGUGGGUUGUAGUAGUAACGAAGACAUAGCUUUCUUUGCUGUGGAUUCAUUGCGGCAACUUUCAAUGAAAUUCAUAGAAAAAGGUGAAUUUGCCAACUUCAAAUUCCAAAAGGACUUCUUACGGCCAUUCGAACACAUUAUGAAAAAAAAUAAUUCCCCAACAAUUAGAGAUAUGGUAGUAAGGUGCAUCGCCCAAAUGGUAAAUUCGCAAGCUCCAAACAUAAAGUCUGGUUGGAAAAACAUAUUCUCUGUGUUUCAUUUGGCAGCCAGUGAUCAAGAUGAGGCAAUAGUUGACUUGGCAUUCCAAACAACGGGCAAAGUUAUAACGGAACUUUACGAGAAACAAUUUCCGGCGAUGAUUGAUUCAUUCCAAGAUGCAGUUAAAUGCUUAUCUGAAUUCGCAUGUAAUGCAAAAUUUCCUGAUACAUCUAUGGAAGCUAUAAGAUUGGUACGAUCUUGUGCCUCGGCGGUUGGCGCAUCGCCGCACCUGUUUGUCGAGCACGCCGGCCUCGAAGGCGAGCCUGGGGCACUGGAAGAAGAUAGGGUUUGGCUUCGAGGAUGGUUCCCGCUUCUCUUCUCGCUGUCUUGCGUCGUAAGCCGUUGUAAAUUAGAUGUUCGCACCAGAGGUUUGACAGUUCUCUUCGAAAUAAUAAAAACUCACGGCGACUCAUUCCGUCCGCACUGGUGGAGAGAUUUAUUCAAUAUACUAUUCAGAAUUUUUGACAAUAUGAAAUUACCGGAACAUCAGUUGGAGAAGAAUGAAUGGAUGACUACUACUUGUAAUCACGCUUUAUACGCUAUAGUGGAUGUUUUCACGCAAUAUUUUGACACUCUUGGCUCUCUUCUGCUGGAACAAUUGUAUGCACAGUUACAUUGGUGUGUACAACAAGAUAAUGAACAACUCGCAAGAUCUGGCACCAAUUGCUUAGAAAAUCUAGUCAUUUCUAAUGGAACAAAAUUCAAUGAAGAUACUUGGAGCAAGACCUGUCAGAUUAUGUUGGAUAUAUUUAAUAGCACUCUACCAACGACGCUCCUUACGUGGAAACCUGAUGAGAACGACGACGGUGAGACACCUCAUGUACGCCAUGGCAUCCUCAAGAAACCCCAAGGGGGAGAUGAGAUUAAGUCUUCCAAUCGCGUUUUCAACAGUCUGCUAAUAAAGUGUGUUGUCCAAUUAGAAUUAAUACAAACCAUCGAUAAUAUUGUUUUCUAUCCUGCGACAUCCCGCAAAGAAGACGCGGAAACAUUAGCACUGGCUGCUGCCGAACUAACAGGCGGCAUACCAGAUACUGAACAAGAAUGUCAACGUGAAGAGCAAGGAAUGUAUAGAUUAUUAAGCUCACCGCAUCUGUUACGACUUGUUGAAUGUCUGAUGUGUAGUCAUCGCUUUGCUAAAACCUUCAAUACCAACAACGCGCAGAGAAAUGUCCUAUGGAAGGCAAAUUUCAAAGGCUCUGUUAAACCAAACAUGUUGAAACAAGAGACCCAAUCUCUAGCAUGCGUCCUUCGGAUACUGUUCAAAAUGUACAGCGAUGAAGCGCGAAGAGAUCAUUGGCUCACUGUACAGAAGAGUCUUAUCACUAUUUGUUGCGAGGCCUUAGAAUAUUUCGCUGGAGUGACAAACGAGGCCCACAGAGAUGCAUGGACAUCCAUCCUACUGCUGAUUCUCACGAGAAUACUAAAGAUGCCAGAUGAAAGAUUUGCUGCGCACGUUUCCAGUUACUAUCCACUCCUCUGCGAGAUUACGUGCUUCGACCUGAAGCCAGAGCUGCGUUCUGUCCUCCGGCGGGUGUUCAUCCGCAUCGGACCUGUCUUUAACAUCGUUGCUAACACGCAGUAGCUCACUGUUAUUUUAAAAUACAAAAUGGCCUUAUAGUUUUGUAGGAUAAAGUAUGACUUUUGAUGUUAAUGUUAAAAUAAAAAUACACUUCGUUGAUUUAAUAAAUUUUAAUGUAAUAUUGACAGCAAUCAGUACUUCAGUAGUAUUAAAGUGAUCUAUUAUAUAAAUAUAGGGUAUAGUAGUCAUGUUUAAUUUAUAUAACUUAUUAUUUUAAUAUUGAUAAUUAGAAAUUAUAAUUGUAUGAUAACAGACAAAAGUUUUAUCUAUAAAUUAUAGUUUAUUCUGUAUAUUUGAGAGGUUUUUACUGUUUGGAGAGCUGAAUUCACUCAUCACCAUGCUUUCACUUAUUUCCUUAAUUUCUAGCUAGACUGAACAGACUGUGAUUGCAAUUUAAUUUCCACAGCUUUUUAAAUGUUUCUUACUAUAUUAUCGAGUGACUUCAGAGCUCUCAUGCAACUAUAUAAUCCAUAAUAAAGAUUAAAAUAUAUAAAUUCAAUGGUUUAACUAGAUAAUCCUCAAUCCUUCAAUACUCUUCUCCAGAGAUUCCAAAUCCCAAAUUACCAGUUGACCAUCCAAUCCAGAAGUACUGAACUUAACAGCAUUUGCCUUGGUUCCUUUAUAAAGAGUGAUGGUAGUUAUGGCGUUCUGAUGAAUAGAAUCCAGCAAAGUGUCAUUGGUUUCUAUACGAGCUUGUCUGUCCAGAGAUUGGAACUUUUUCAUAGCGGAUAACCCACCAGACUCCUUUCUUUGGGUGUUAUCCAAUUUGGCGACGAAUUUAAUCUCAUUGUCUUCGAGACAAUACAAUAAUGGAAUGCAGCUAUGUCCUGCCACAACAAGGGAAUUAUUGGUAACCCAAUUGCAUCCCAAGAAUGGCAAAAAUUCAGUCUUAAGUUUAAUUACUGCCUUUCCCUGUGUAGCAUCAGCAAUAUUGAUUGAACUAUCAUGUCCAACCCAAGCUACUUUGUUCCCAUCGGCAGAGAAAGAGACGCUGUGUACCCAGCCACCUCCAGAUGGAGAAUUAGGGAAUUCAGCUAAUAGUUGGCCCAGUGGAAGUUUAGAACCCCACACAUUAGGUCCAGGUUGAUCUUCAAUGUCUUUAAUAUAUGCUGAAAAUACCCUCACUUUGAAAUCAGCAGAGCCAGCAACUAGUAGCAUAUUAUUCGGAUGCCAGUCUAAAGUAGUAACUGUUGACCGAAUAGGUUUUUUGAUAUGCUUAGAUACCCACCAAUUAUUCUCUUUUUCAAAGUAACAAAUUGAAAUAAGUCUUGCACCAGAGCCAACAGCAAACUUAUUUUCCAUUGGUGACCAUUUCACACAUGUUGCAGCACGGUUGAUACGCAGAAGUACAAGUGUAGUUGUCCAUUUACCAUCCUCACCUUGUGUCCACACAUAUGCAUUGCGGUCAACAGCACAUGUCACGAUACGGUUGGUGUUUGGAGCCCAAUCAAUACCCAUGACGGUGAAGUCAUGCUCAACUAAAUUAUUUGUUUGUUUCCAUUCACUUCCUUCUUUCUGAUAAAUAUGCACUUCGUUGUUGUUUGG
Messenger RNA from Diatraea saccharalis (sugarcane borer), 6937 nucleotides. The record is from the annotation of a GenBank genome assembly. Lineage: Eukaryota; Metazoa; Arthropoda; Insecta; Lepidoptera; Crambidae.